Messenger RNA from Diaporthe amygdali, 825 nucleotides. RefSeq names its product polyamine acetyltransferase. Bases 1 to 825 code for a protein of 274 amino acids. Lineage: Eukaryota; Fungi; Ascomycota; Sordariomycetes; Diaporthales; Diaporthaceae. The record is from RefSeq and is a predicted model, not a curated record. Gene Ontology annotation, cellular component: cytoplasm. Gene Ontology annotation, molecular function: aralkylamine N-acetyltransferase activity. The transcript is spliced from 3 exons.
AUGGCCUCAGGCAAGCAACCAGACGACCAGUUCGACGACGCCAUCGACGACGAGGACGAUGAGGUCGACGAUCAGUUCGCUGAGCUGCAGCGCACCAUGAGCGCGAAGCGGCGGGACGAUAAGGAGAAGGGUAGGGAGAACCGCAUCCAGGAGAUCCUGCCGUUCCCCUUCGCGCCAAACAUUCGUCCCCUGGGUAUUUCCGACCUCCGAUCUACUGUCGCGCUCGAGAACGCCGCGUUCUCUGACCCCCAGCACAGAGCGUCGCCCGAAAAGCUUGAGUACCGCCUCACCAAAUGCCCCGAGCUGACACUGGGCGUAUUCUGCACCGUCGUCCCCGAUCUUGCCAGGGACUUCGACAUAGAGACGUUCGCGCACGCGCACCCUGUCGAGACCGAUCGCGCAGACCAGGCCAAGAGUGUCCUGCUGGCGCACAUCAUCGCGACCGCCUCUAGCUCCAGCACCGUCCAGGACAGUGACAUGGAGAUACCCGCUGGCUGGCGGACGUCGCAAGGCAAGCAUGUCGAGAAGGGACACCAGGAGGGCGGACGAACGAUCUGUGUACACUCACUGGCCGUGUCGCCCAAGCUGCAAGGAUGCGGCCUUGGAAAGCUCAUCAUGAAGUCGUUCCUUCAGCAGAUGAAGAGCCUUGGAGCCGAGCGCGUGGCUCUCAUCUGCCAAGAUUACCUCGUGAGCUACUAUGAGCGGUUCGGAUUCAAGCACGCAGGCAAGAGCAAGGCUGAGUUCGGUGGAGGCGGUUGGCACGAUAUGGUCUUCGAUUUGGCGGCAACAGCAGCUACGUCGGGACCCGCUCAACAACCCCAGUGA